Dunckerocampus dactyliophorus (ringed pipefish) is the source of this 12488-nucleotide messenger RNA. It is a transcript of the gene gpr185b, whose product is annotated as G protein-coupled receptor 185 b. NCBI's taxonomy places the organism in Eukaryota, Metazoa, Chordata, Actinopteri, Syngnathiformes, Syngnathidae. The coding region runs from base 7655 to 8716 and encodes 353 amino acids. Gene Ontology annotation, molecular function: G protein-coupled receptor activity. The record is from RefSeq and is a predicted model, not a curated record. The transcript has 6 exons. Gene Ontology annotation, cellular component: membrane. Gene Ontology annotation, biological process: G protein-coupled receptor signaling pathway.
ACAGGCAGGGCGGAGGAGGAAGAGGAGAGAGAGGGAGAGAGAGAGAGAGAGAGAAAGAGAGGGAGAGAGCGAGAGAUUAGAAAGCCUGAAUCGCUGCGGUUCGGAUGUUAAACUGAAUCUUGAACGAGAACCUCCUGACCUCAGGCGGAACACUGAAGAUCGGCUAUCCAGCAUGCCAAUGACUCAAAAGGAAGCUGAUGAACACCAAGGAUGAAGUGGUGGGUGAACCUUUGAGGACACACACCUUGAAGUGAAGGACUUUCAUUAAUCCGUGAGCAGCUUGCAGAGGGCUCCAUCCUUUCUCGACGCCGUCCGCCUCCUCUCCAAAGGAAGAGAACCAGGUCUCGAUCGAUGGUCCCCUCUGCCGUUUUCUAAAUGUUUUCCUCAGGCCAUUGGCGCCAGUCUCUCCAAAGAUAACUUUCUCCUGGAUUCUUUGACAAGGUUGUGUGACGCCAGCAGGUGAGAGUCGCUGAGUUGUUUACACUUAGCUAGCAUAACCAAGACAUUCUUUUCGCUUCCCUAUCUGGCUGCUGGUCCCGGCUGGCCUUCACUAUGUGUGAACUCUCACUACUUUUACAAGUUAAGCUUUGACACACUUAAACAGUUAAUCUACCCAGCUAAUUAUUUAAUAAAGCAAUAUUUCUAUAAACUACUUGUAACCAUUCACUCAGUUAAUCAUAAAACAGUUAUAUUUAUACUCUACUUAUAUUAAGGCACUUAGUCGAUAAACAUCAAUGCAAACAGUUAUUCUGAAAUCUACUUGUAUAUGUUACUUGAUUGUAUAUGCCCCUAUGAUUCAGGGGGCAACUAAGGACUCUAAUCCAAACCCUUCGGUGCUAUAUCCCAACACUUUUGUCCAAUAUAUUACACCAUCUGGACUGCAUGUGUCCAAUUCUUAAAAACAUUUGUGUGCUGAAGACUUCCUGUUUGUUUAGUUUCCUGUGCAGGCGCUUUUGCAGACAUUGCAAUGUCUUUUUUGGUUUUGCCUGUCUGUCUCAUGUUUAUUUUUUUCCUUUCAGCUCCUAGAAGAGUUAACAUCAGGGAGCCUAACUUGUCAAUAUACACUCAAGGAAAAAAGAAACGCAGCACUCAGUUUUGGGAGUUUUUGGGGGGCAGAAUAAUUUUAUUUGUGAGAUCUGCCAGUUUUAUAUGAACCCUAUAUCCAUUUGUAAUCCUCAGGCCAACUCAUGCGGCGUUUACACAUUUUCAAGUCCAAUAACACAACCAAACGAUAGAGCACCCCCCAAACCAAAAGUUACAGGAAUUGCAUUAUACUGUCAAUAGUUCACAACACUGGCCUGUGGUGUGUCCCAAUGGUCUCGGCUGCGGACCUGGUGGCAGGCCGGAACCUGUCACAGAGAUGUCCCAGCAGGUUGGCGCGGUCUUGUGCAGCGGUCGUUACACGGGGGCGACCAGUACGAGGGCGGCCGUUAGAGGAACCAGUGGCGUGGUAUCGCUCAGCAAGACAAGCAAUGGUAGAGCGGUGGACUCCAAACACCCUGGCGACAGCAAGACAACCCCGUCCAGCUUGGUAGCGUACCGAUAGCUCGAUCCCUCUCUGGGUGCGACAAUCGUGGAAUCUUGAAGAAGUGUGUUUUUGGCUUCAUUCUGGUGCCCUUUUAUAAAGAAGGCUUGAGCACAGUUAACCAAUGGUAAAACUCAACUCUACGAGCAUGUGUGCAUAAACACGCCUGAAAUGCACUCUUUAUUGUCCUCACCAUCAGUCACAUUAUUAUCCUAUUUUUGUUUUAUGUAUUUAUGCUCCGUUGUAAGGACUCCUUUUGUCUUGAAACAUUUUUUGUUAUACAUCGGACUGUGUCUCCUCUGCAUUCUGGGAUCCGACACCAGUUCACGCAGUUUUGUGUCAGUUUCCCUUUGGACCACCGACCAGCUCAUCAGUUGGCUUGUGAUUGGCCGUCCUCACUGUCACUCCAUGAGUGCUUGCCCGCCAGUGUUUUAAUAAUUGGCGAGGAGAUUGUGUUCAUCUGCCAAAUGACAGUUGCAAAGGUUCUUCUCUCCUUUGUACUUGUGAAUUUCAACCGGGAGUUAAGUCCCUCCCCUUCCGCUAUGUAGUCAAGAUGGCGAGGAGGGUGGUUAGGCUCCAUUGCGGCAUACUAUUGGGGCGUGUUGAGUGCAAUAUCCGAGUACUGACUGUACUGCAGUUUUCCGCACUUCUCAUUGGAAUGCACUUAUGCACUCAAAAUGCUAAAUGCAAGCGUGGGUAAACAUGGACCAAGUUACCCAGCUAGACAUCACAAACUAGGCAGGUACGAGGACCAGAGCUGCCCAGAAAAGAGCCGCUAUGACUGGGUUGCAUCUGGCCAUUGAGAGCCCUGGACCUCCAAUCCAGUGAGGUGACUGCUGAAAAGUGACAAAAUGGCGUGGAGGUGAGGGGGGGACAGAUCCAAGCGCGGAUCCAGAGGGUGUGUUGUACUUUACAGACAGGCACAUGAUGAUCAUAGCCUCAUCAAAGUUGCCUUUGUUUGACGGUGCAGAAAUGUACAUUUCCAUCAGGAGAACAAUCUGCCUUUGGUCUGUCAAUUUGUCCCCAGCACCUCCCUUUUGACCUUUCACAGCGACCUUUAAUCAAAGGCAAGCUAUGGCUCCCCAGGGUCGCCGCUAACGAGCCGAUUGCUCGGGCACCGACAGUGAUGCUGAGAAAGCCGACGGAGGCCUGGAAAAAACACCUUUCUUAAAUCAUAAAGCUUCUAAGCCUUCAUCCCGGCGACAAGCGGAGCGGAAGUUUGUCGCACCGUGUAAAUGAUGCAGGGAGAGGGAUGAGUCACCACUGAGAGCGUCAGGAAAAUGAAUGCAGUGAUGCAGCACUUUGCCGUGGCAAAACGCUUGCACCUGCGAGGGCUCUGACAGGUGCAACAACAAGGGCACUCCUAUUAAAACACUGAGCCAUCGUCCACUCCAUGCCAAUCCGCACUAAGUGCUAUAGUUGCAUUCUGUCUGGAAAAUGCAGUUAGGUUUUACUUUCGGGCGAUGAAGAACCAUUUGGCCAUUAGUUGCUUAUUAGUUCUUCAUUAGUUCUUCAUUGGUUUGUCAGUAACUGGUGUAUUUUUGUGUAGCUGAUUGUAAAGUGUGACCAGUGGACCUUAAAUAUUAAAGGCUGAAUUAUGCUACAGUGUAGUCCCUACGGUGGCCCUUUUAACGGCAUCUUGAUCCUGUUAUAACUCUUCAGCGGUAGCCGAGCGUGUAACGAGCAACUCCCCACUAAAACGCUAGGGGUGAUGUUUUCCUAAAAGUGGCUCUAGUAGCAGAGAACAAUACGACUGUUGGCGCUGGAACAUCAAUCACUUUUACUGUACAUGUUCUUGCAAAACCACUCGUAUUUACAUCAUGUUCAUACAGCUGCUCAUUUUUGCAUACAGGCAUCCCUCGUUUAUCACGGUCAGUUGGUUCCGCGAUAAGUGAAUAUCUGUGAAGUUAGAUUCAAUAUUAAUAAAUGGAAUAUGUUCGUAGUUAGAACAUUGAAAACUUUCUAAAUACAAUCUUUACCAUUAUUAGAGCCCUGUAGACAUGAAAUAACACCCCUAUAGUCACCAUUGCACUCCUAUUAUGUUUUUGUUUACACAACUUUGCUCAACUGUAAUGUACAGGCUACGGGAUCAAGCAAGCUAGUAAGCUAAUAAGUUAGCCUCCAAUUUAUUUACUGUAGUCUAAACUUAAAGGGUCUAAAACUGACAUACCAUUGCUGACUCCCUGCAGUGUGACGGUAAUAAGACUCUGAUGUUAUGGCUCAAUAAUGGAACAUUACUGACGCCUAGGGGCCAGAAGACCUUUGUCUUUCAAUAUUUUUUGACUAAAAAUACGCCAUAGACCACGAAACAGGGACCAUUUAUUAAUUCAUUCAUUUUUGCUUUGAAAAACCGAGAUGGAGCGAUAAUAUAACCGCGAUAUUGCAAGGGACGAGUGUCUUUCAUAUUUCUUCGCUGCGACACUCUUUUGUUUGGGAGGACUUUUGGGGGCUUUCACGGGAGGCAAAACCGAAAAUAAUGUACUAAAAUAAGACCACCAAAUCACAGCUUUGCAGUCCGUGUCUGUGUCAUAAGGUUAGAUUUUUUUGAAGGUGCAAGUCAAGCUCCAACAAAGGGUUUGGAGGGGGAGGAGCCAGCCGGCUUUGCUUACGCGGACGCUGUGACACUCAAGCAUGAUUCAGCCUUAACAUUCCAGUCCUUUGCCUUUCAGAGAGAAAUUUAAACGAGGAAAUGAUGGGAUGUGAGUGAAAUAUUAAGUCAUCCACAUUGCGAGAUUUUCCCCUGCCUUUAUGCAACAUGGGAGAUUUGGAUCCAUUUUUGCAGAGAAGACAUUCAAAGUCAUUCUGGAGAACGCCGACGAUGAUGGAAAUUCAUCCGUGAUAUAAUACAGCUUGACUUUGGUGUGCCUUGUCAUAAAAGACAGCCAAGUGUGUGUGCGAGAGAGAUAGAGGGUGGGUGGUAUGCAGAAUGCAGAAGACCACAAGACUGACUGCAUGGCAAAUAAUACAUCCACCUCACAGAUGUGGCAUAUCAAGAUGGCGAUUAGACAGCGUUAUUAGCAGCAGUCAGUAUCUGGUGUGACCACCAUUUGCCUCACGCAGUGCAGCACAUCGCCUUCCUACCAAGUUCAUCAGGUUAUUGAUUGUGGCCUGUGGAAUGUUGGUCCACUCCUCUUCAGUGGCUGUGCAAAGUCGCUGGAUAUUUGCAGGAACCUGAACACGCUGUUGUAUGUGCCAAUCCAGAGCAUCCCAAACACGAUCAAUGGGUGACAUGUCCGGCGAGGGCGCGUUCAACUGGGAUGUUUGCAGCUCCAUGGGGCCGUGAAUUAUCAUCCUAAAACAUGAGGUGGUUGUCUUGGAUGAAUGGCACAACAAUGGGCCUCAUGAUCUUGUCAGAGUAUCUGUGCAUUCAAAAUGCCAUAAAAAUAAAAUGCACCUGUGUUCACUGUCCAUAACAUAUGCCUGACCACACCAUAACCACACCGCAACCACGGGACCAACAACACUGACAUCAGCAAACUGCUCACCCACACAACGCCAUACACACUGUCUGCCACCUGCUUUCUGUAGUGAAAAACGCUAUUCAUCUGUGAACACGUCCUUACAUGAAUGUGAGCGUUGGCCGACUCAAGUUGGUUACAAUGACGAGCUGCAGAGGAAGACGAGCAUACAGAAGAGCUUCCCUGAGAUGGUUUCUAAUAGUGAAGCUGCUUGGAUGUGCUGCCCAAAUCUCUGCAAUGUCUUUGGAGGCGGCUUAUGGUAGAAAAAUGAACAUUCAAUUGAAGGGCAACACUGGUGGACAUUCCUGCAAUCAGCAAGCAAGCCGAUCUGUGGCAUUAUGCUGUGAUAAAACUGCGCAUUUUGGAGUUGCCUUAGGCACACCUGUGCAAUAGUCAUGCAAUCUAAUCAGCACCUUAAUAAACCACAUCUGUGAGGUGCAUGGAUUAUCUCGGGAGGGCGCUGGGAAAGAAGGGCAAAAUACAUUCGGGAGGGUUGACAGGUGUGUCUCUGACACUGUCUUGAUCCAUUUUGUUUUUAACCUGUCUUGUCCAGCCAACAGGGCAAAUAGUAAUGUUGAUCUAGAUGGACGUGAGCAUGUAUGCACGUAUGUGUACCUGCGUAUAUGUGUGUCUGUAUGUAUUUGUCACUGAGUAUGUAUGAAAGAUGGGGGCUUGCUUCCCACCACUCAGUAAGCCUCGCCCCACAGAGGCAGCGCCAGCAAGUGGGGGGGCAGAACUCGGACAGGGACUUAGCUUUUAUCUGUAUAUGAAGUACACGCAACCUUUCUUUCUCCAGGAAAAUUUCUGAUACUUUGCAGUAAAGGUCUGAUCACAUCCUGGUGAGUUUACGUAAAAAUUCUCCAUCUUGGCAGUCAAAUGAAUUCAUUCAUUCAGAGCAUAAAAAUAUCUUGAAUUCGUUUGACUUUCUGUUCGCUAGCGCUGCUGCUAUAAAACAACAAAAAAACGCGGCUUUUCCUCUGUGGAAGAAUGUCGGUGACAAGCACCUUCCAGCUCAUGCACGCCCCCACCCUUUCAGGAUGCAGCGGUACCGCAAGUGCCUCCCGAAUGACAUUUCUAUCUUAUUUUUAUUCUUUUUUUUAAUUAUUCUAUUUCAUUGUCCGAGUAGCAAGAAUAAUGAUGUCACACUUACAUUAAAGACUUUACACGGGCUGUAGAAAGUCCCGGUGUAUCAUUCAUUUUUCUGCAUUAUAUUGUUGGCGACGUGCUGACAAACAGAAACUGACAAACACAAACUGGCAGGCGCUAUGUGUGAUGGCAGCCAGGGAUGCUCGCGGCAUCCUCAGGCUCAGGAAAUGAGCAAAUUGAGCAAUUUUUAUUUUGAGGCUGUGCCUCACCUGUCUCCCCUGACUGCAUGUCACAGCUCACUGCACACAGUACACCCCAGCAUGUUUUCCAAAGCAUUUUCACCACAACCCAUAGGGCGCGCCACAAAUCUAAUUCACAUUUAUGUGACAAAAUGAGGACAACCCAUGGCGUUAACAUUUUUUCACAACUGUAUAUUUGUAACGUUGACUGUAACGUUUGCAGUUUCAGGCUUCAAACCAGUUUUGGUGUGUCAACAAUUAGCCAAAGAAGACAGUGUUUUAGAUCAAUUUCAAUAUUGCAUGACAUGCUAUGAACUAUCAUGUUUUCCUUCUGUGGCGUUCACUUUUAAUUUGAAUUGUCUUUACAAUUAACAACAGAAGUUUAACAUAAUUAAAAUGUACUUACUUAUUAAAAGUUUUAAUAAUAAUAGUUAGUGGUAUCACGAUACACCCACCCGAUCCAAGAUAUUUUGGGUUCACGAGAAUGAGACGAUAUUUUAACAUUACUUUUAAGAAAACUAUAAUCACAAAUAGGACUUCUUUAUUUAACUGAGUCACAAAAGAUUGCAGGUACAUUUUGAAAUGUUUUACAACUUCGCAUGCUAAAGCGUGAUGCUUUUAACUGCUGAACUUUUUUCCACAAAUUGAAACAAAAACCUAAAAAUGAUAACAGCUGCACCGUUCUCGCGAGAGAGCGUUUCUCUAAACAAGAAAUAUCGUCACUUUUUAAUCUCCCAACUCCCCUAAUAAUACUACUGACAGAGCCCGCAUGCCUGCGCGCGUGCAUGUGUGGCAUUGCAUAACCACGCUCCCCCACCUAUGAAGUCCGACUGUCUGUGGACACGCGCAACUCCUGGUGCCCUUUAGGAAAUGUCAUCCAGCCUGGUGAUGCAAUGUUUGGUUGUGGGAGGGGGGACGGAGCUCAAUGUCGAGGGUCAAUAUCACCCCCCGCCCCCCUUUCACACUGAACCUCAUCCACUCUGCCAUCGUGCGUCACUGAGCGUGAGAUGGCCACCAUUAAAUAUCCAUCCAUCCUAAAUGACUCCCAAGAAACGUUAAGAGCACUCCCUCAACCACCACCUCGCGUGAUUCACGAUGACGACGGCUGCUCACGGGGAGCGGGGUGACUUUCUGUGACGUCACACGCGGGGAGGGGGUUAGAGAUUGCGCGAGGGUGUGCAUGCGGCGGGAGCAAGGCAGCCAUAUAACCAUGACAACGGAGCAGCGAGGCGCGCGCGGCUGAAUGCGUGGAUAAAGAAGAAAAAAGAGGAGGAAGGAGGAAGAAGAAGAGGAGAAAGGACAUCGCCGCUUUCCUGCAGGGGACGACAAGAAGACACCCAGCUGCCAUGAUCCUCUCGCUGGCCGCGGCAGCAGCCGUGAGCAGCGGUGGCAGCCUGAACUCCUCGUCCCCCCUGGACCUCGUCAGCUCAUCCACCUCCUGGGGUCUCUCUGAGGAGCUCUCCAACGCCUCCUCCGAGCCGGUGGUGCGGAUGACCCCGGACCUCCUGCCGGCAACCACCGCCGUGGCUGUCCAGGAGGUGAGCCCGUGGGACAUAGCGCUGUGCGUGACAGGAACGCUCAUUUCGUGCGAGAACGCGCUGGUCAUCGCCGUGCUCUUCUACACUCCCACUCUGCGGGCGCCCAUGUUCAUCCUGAUCGGCUCACUGGCAGUGGCCGACCUCCUGGCUGGUCUCGGCCUCAUCUUGAACUUUGUCUUCACCUACUUGGUGGAUGGCUCGCUGGAGCUGGUGACUCUUCUGUCAGUGGGACUGCUCAUCUCGGCCUUCUCUGCGUCCGUUCUCAACAUCCUGGCCAUCACGGUGGACCGCUACCUGUCGCUGUACAACGCGCUGACCUACCACACGGAACGGACGGUCACCUUCACUUAUGUGAUGGUCAUCUUCAUCUGGCUCUCAUGUGUCACGCUGGGCCUGCUGCCGGCGCUCGGCUGGAACUGCCUGCGGGACGAGUCCAUGUGCAGCAUCUGCCGGCCCGUCACCAAAAACAACGCUGUGGCGCUCGCCGUCACCUUCCUGCUGGUUUUCGCCCUCAUGAUGCAGCUGUACCUGCAGAUCUGCAAGAUCGCCUUUCGCCAUGCACAGCAGAUCGCCGUGCAGCACCAGUUCGUGGCCAUCUCCACCACCAAGGGCGUCUCCACGCUGUCGGCCAUCCUGUGUGCCUUCGGGGUGUGCUGGCUCCCGUUUGCCAUGUACUCCAUUGUGGCCGACUCCAGCUACCCCGCCAUAUACACCUACGCCACCGUGCUGCCCGCCACCUGCUGCUCCGUCAUCAACCCCAUCAUCUAUGCGUUCCGAAACCCGGACAUCCAGAAGUCGCUGUGGAUGGCGUGCUGCGGUUGCGUCCCGUCCAAUCUUUCGCUCAGACCCCGCGCCUCCAGCGACGUGUAGCACAGACCCUCUGCAUUCUUCGGGGCUUUUGGCAGAGCAGCGGGGCGAGGAGUGUGGCAGCUCCUCUCGUCAGGAAGAGGUCAGCGGUGGGACGACGAGGACAACCGCCAGCGUUGAUCCCACUGCAAAAACCUGAUGACGCAUCGGGACCUCCUUGAGGCCUACCUCUCAGGAGUAGCACCUUCGUGAAGGUUUGGAGGGACGUGUCCCGACCUUGCUGGGAAAGCACUGCAUGCUUAUGCAAUUCGAAGGUCACAGAAUGCUGGUUUGGUUUGGAAUUCAAGUGGAGCUAACUUCUACCAAGGAAUGACCUUGGGUAUCUUUUAUGAGCUAAUUUGUUUUCUCCUGAUGGGGAAAACAAGAACAACGGUGUCCUUUAAUCUGAUGCAGAUGAGCUAAUGAGUUAGGGGGCGGGAAUAAUCACCUGGGAGGAUAGAUUGGAUUCACUACGACAUCUUCUUUCAAGCACAUUAGGACUUUUCCAGAAAAAGAAAAAACAGCAGCACAAUCAGCAUUUUCCCAAAGGCAGGAAGAUGGAAAGCAUCCGUCCUAAACGCAUAGGCGAGCCCCCCCCCCUUCCUUAAAAAGAUACCCAGCUAGGGUGCACGUCGGGUGUUAUAAAAUAGUGUGAGGGAAUCGUGUUCGGCUGCGCCGUGACUGCGAAAGCAGCAUUCAGCACCAAAGACAGCACCACUGCAGCGCGCCGCUAUGGAGGGAAUGCUUCUCUGCUGCGGGGGCGGGGACUGCUCGUGGGGUGGAGGGGGGGGUCUAGAGAGAGCUGGAAAGUAGGCUAGGCUGUUCUCCUUUAGCAUCUCCAUGACGGCAUGACGAUGCGGCCUUUAGGAGGAGGAAAGAUUCCCCCGCUGAUUUCUUCCAACCAUUAUGAGGAUUAAAGAUGUUCCCACAGGGUGUUGAUAAGGUGUCUCCCGAUUACAUGGCAGGAACAGGCGGGGUUUUAUGAUGCACAUAUACUUUUAAUUUAAAAGACCCCACUGAUUAUCCAUUCGCCUAUGCUGGGAUAGAACAGGAUAUCAACAUGAUCAUGUUCAAAUCAUGUUUUUUAAUGCAUAAAAAUACAAUGGCAACAAUUUACCACCGAGCAGUUGCAGUUUUUUGCAGAGAGAAGACAUAUUAGGCGUAGUGACACCCCUGCCGAGGAAAUUUGCCAUUCAUCGUCCAUCAGAACCUCUUUGUUGUCUUCAUAGAAGGGAAGGAAAAUGCAACCGGCAGCGGGGUCAUCGUGCAGGUUAGAACCGCGCAGAGCUAACAAUAACAUCGUUAUGACGAUAGUAACAAUGGCGCAAGGACGUGAUGACGAUGGCUUUGGGAAAAUGAUUGGUGACUUACUUCACAAAUAAAACACAUAAAUAAAGCAGGUUGUUUGACAGGGAAUCAUUUUAACGCUUUUUACCAAAUAACAAGAGUGAGAGUCCCGGCUCAUCCUAAAGUUGUCAAUGAAGAGCCUCUUUGUUGAAUCUCUGCUGUCUUGUUCUGUUCGUGGCCUCACUGGAACAAAAGUAAUGCUUAUUUGCAAUAAUGUAAAGGAUUUAAAAAGCAGAUUUGAUCCUGGGCAGGACAAUCUUAUUUUCAUAUUAUUUGAUCUCCAAGCAGUCCAAAAUACGGAGAAACCCCCCCCCCCCAACAUGAGUUGAACAUAAUGUCACUGUGACUCAAAUGCUGAAGUGGGUUUGUGUCAUUCUCUCUCUUUUGGCUCACUGCAAAAGCAUGAGACGACAUUUGUGCAUUAGUCACACAGUGAAAUAGACCUAGGUUAUUUUUUUAUACUAAACUUCGUUCCAUUCAAUCCAGAGAGGCCGACAGAAGGAGAAUCAUGAUGAGCACCAGUGAUCGGAUGUUAAGCUUAGCCAAGCUGCAGUCGGACAUGUUAGAUGGGACGCGCUGUGGAGAAUAUUAUCAAAGUAUACGUACCAGGGCUCCAGACUAACUUUUUUUGGGGGAAAAUUUAGGGAGCGUGCACCGAAAUCGCCUUGGAAAGUAAACAGUUCACACACACUGGCCCUUCUUCUUUGGUGUUUGUGUCCUUUCUCCCUCUCUAGGAGUUCAUGUCUAUUGCCUGUUACUGCCGACUACUGGGCUGAGGUGUGGUGCAGAAGUUUGUCAGCAGCAAAAAAAUAUUGAGUAAUAACACAAUAAAAUCGGCAAAUUAACUGGUAGGGUUGCCAACAUCUGCAAAAAUAAAUAAGGGACACCUUGUUGGCAGGGCCAACCAGCGCGCCUGUUUUGGGAGGUUUUUUUUGCCUUUAAUUGUGUAAUCUGAUGCCUGUUUUAGAGUAAUACCAAUACACGGGAAAUUAAUUGUUCAAUAAUAUAUAUUUCUUGUACGAAAAUACCACAAUUAACAGAAUAAAAUAAGGAUUUAAAUCUAUUUCUCACAGAAAUAUAAAACAGUAUAAAGUGAGUGUUCGGUUUAUGAUAGCUACUGUGAUAAAAAGAAGCUAUUUGUGUUUUAUGUGACUGCCAACAUUUCAAUUGUACUUUAUUUGCAAAGCACAUCUCCACUCAAACAGUGUGCUCAACGUCUUUAUGCUAUUUUGUGGUCAUUAAAAACAGACGUAAUGCAUGAAUGGAAGAGAUGUACUAAGAGUUGAAGCAAAUAUUCUUUGGUGAGCUACUCAAAAUCAGAGCGGAGAGAGCAAGAGCAGACAGCUCGGUUGUUAAAUGACACUUUAAAAAAGUAAGUUAGCACGUACCCCAUGAACGUGACAGCCACGAGGCCAAAACGAGGUCCGAACAGACCGCAUUGCUUAUUUGUUUAUUUGUUUCAAAGACAAAGACGUCUCAGUGGUUAAAAAUAAAAAAAAAGAAGUCACAUUUGGAGUCGGUGGACCGGAGGCUAGGCGGAUAACUCAGAAGAAAGUGAGAGCCAGGCAAAAUGUGUAAACAAAGUCGAACAAAUGCGAUUGAAACAUGAGCGAUCACACACUUUGGCAUCGAAAGGCUUAGACUGUGACAAGCUGUCGUCAGUUGACUCCACAUUUUACAGACUGUUUUUCACUCUCACAGUAACAAUUCUCCCUUGUCAAAUGGGCGUACUUUUAUCUGGUCGCACACGCGCGAGGAGAUGAGGAAUUUACUUGCGAUGUCUCAUAUUUUAGUUGCAAAAUGCGACCAUUUAGUCGCAGUCUGGAGCCCUGUGUACUAAGCUAACUAUCUUUCCAAACAACUGGGAACACCUAAGCUAAACAAAAUGGAUAUCUACAAACUUCACUUAAACAGGAAGGUCAUUAACUGUAACUGUUCUAAUUGAAAUACAUGAGCUAACUAGCUGGCUAACCGUUCUCACUGAGCUACACUUAAACAGGAAGUCAACUACUGUAGAACGCUAACUGUUCCAAAUGAAAUACACCCGCACAGGAAGCUAACAGUUCUCAGUGAGCUGCACUUGAAGAGCAAGCUAAUGUUCAAAUGAACUACACCGACACAGCAAGCGAACUCACGCGCUAACUUUUCUAAUUGAAAUACACCUACGCAGGAGGCUAGCUUGCCAAGUGCUCGCUAAGUGCUCUCAAUGAACUUACACUUACACAGGAAGCUACCUAGCCUGCUCACUGUUGUCAUUUAAGAAAAAACGUAUUGUCCACUGUUGAGGUUAGCUUGGUGGCUGGAGGGAGCGUGACAAAGAACACAUUUGGCGACAUUUGAGAGAGAAAAUGUAAUCAAAUUUAAAAACGGUCCCAUCUGGCAUGACUGAUUGUUUUUUUUUUUUUUUUUUUUUUUUAAAUUCCGCUGACUAAUUCUCACCUGUGAAUAU